Molecule: messenger RNA, 2518 nt
Organism: Meleagris gallopavo (turkey)
Lineage: Eukaryota; Metazoa; Chordata; Aves; Galliformes; Phasianidae
Source: RefSeq, a predicted model, not a curated record
CUUCUGAUCCCGGUGGCAUGUAGUGCCUGCAGGCAAUGGGCAUUUUCUCACUCCUUGGAGCAGAGGUGUGCUGUAUGCAGCUGAGCAUAAGGGGCUGACUGGGGACCCUGACCUCGCCCUUUGACAUCGACUUUUGCUAUAAAAUGGGAAUUCUUACUGCAAUUCUGGGGGUCUGGUUCAGCUGUUCAUUUGUAAAAGGAGAUUCUAAGGCUGUGACAACAUCUCUAACUACAAAGUGGUCUUCAACUCCUCUGCUCCUUGAGACAAGUGAAUUUCUGUCAGAAGAAAGUCAAGAAAAGUUCUGGAAUUUUGUUGAAGCCAGUCAGCAUAUUAGGACAUCUGAACAUGAUGGCAGUGAUUAUUCUGCCUACCACGAAAUUCUGAAGGUAGCCUCCCAGAGCUUGUCACCUUUACAGCAGAAUUUGUUGAAGUUUUCCUUGUCCUUACGUUCUUAUUCUGCAACAGUUCAAGCUUUCCAGCAGAUAGCAGCAGAUGAGCCUCCACCAAAGGGUUGUGCCCUGUUUUUUGCUGUGCAUGGGGAGAAGACAUGUGAAUAUGACUCUCUUGGAACGCUUCUGAAGACUGCUUCAGAAAGACCAAAGCCCUUCUUGUUCAAAGGGGACCACACGUACCCAGCGUCCAACCCCGAACGUCCCAUUGUCAUACUGUAUGCUGAGAUUGGCACAGAGGAUUUCUACAGGUUCCAUAAGCUGCUUGUUACAAAGGCUGAGGCAGGAGAAAUCACUUAUGUCCUCAGACACUAUAUUGCUAAUCCCAGUAAGGAAAAAGUCUACCUCUCUGGCUAUGGUGUGGAACUGGCUAUUAAAAGUACUGAAUAUAAGGCCAAGGAUGAUACACAGGUGAAAGGCACUGAUGUGAAUGCUACAGUAAUAGAUGAAGAUGACCCUAUUGAUGAGGUGCAAGGAUUUCUUUUUGGAAAAUUAAGGCAGUUGUAUCCUGACUUGACUGAAGAGCUGAAAGAGCUUAGAAAACACCUCGUGGAAAGUACCAACGAGAUGGCACCCUUGAAAGUAUGGCAGUUACAAGAUUUAAGUUUUCAAACUGCUGCACGCGUUUUGGCUGCUCCUCCUGUGGAUGCUUUGAUGGUCAUGAAAGAUCUGAGUCAGAACUUCCCUACAAAGGCCAGAGCCAUAACAAAAACAGUUGUGUCCAUGGAACUCAGAACAGAAAUUGAGGAGAAUCAAAAGUAUUUCAAAGGAACGUUAGGAUUACAGCCGGGGGAUUCUGCUCUCUUCAUCAAUGGGCUGCAUAUUGAUUUAGACACUCAGGACAUAUUUAGCUUGUUUGAUGUGCUACGCAAUGAAGCUCGUGUUAUGGAAGGUCUGCACAGCUUGGGGAUUGAAGGACUGUCCUUGCACAAUGUUCUGAAGUUGAACAUCCAGCCAUCUGAUUCAGACUAUGCAGUGGACAUCAGAAGCCCUGCUAUUUCGUGGAUCAACAAUCUGGAAGUUGACAGCCGGUAUAAUUCCUGGCCUUCCAGUGUGCAGGAACUGCUGCGUCCCACGUUCCCAGGGGUGAUCAGACAGAUCAGAAAAAACUUCCAUAACUUGGUGCUGAUAGUAGAUCCUACUCAUGAGACCACAGCAGAAUUACUGAAUGUGGCAGAGAUGUUCUUCAGUAACCACAUCCCACUGAGGAUAGGACUAGUCUUUGUGGUUAAUGACUGUGAUGAUGUUGAUGGACUUCAGGAUCCUGGCGUUGCCCUUCUUAGAGUAUACAAUUAUGUGGCACAAGAAAUGGACAAUAAUUAUGCUUUCCAGACAGUCAUGUCUAUAUAUAACAAAGUAAAAACAGGAGAUCAGCUGAAGGUGGAGCAUGUGGUUAGUGUUCUUGAGAAACAGUAUCCUUACGUGGAAGUGAACAGUGUUCUGGGAAUUGAUUCUGCCUAUGAUCAAAACAGAAAGGCAGCAAAAAGUUACUAUGAGCAGACGGGUGUAGGCCCCCUCCCUGUGGUGCUGUUCAAUGGGAUGCCUUUUCAAAAGGACCAGCUGGAUCCUGAUGACCUGGAAACGGUGACAAUGCACAAAAUCCUGGAAACCACAAGCAUCUUCCAGCGAGCUGUGUACCUGGGUGAACUAUCUAAUGACCAAGAUGUGGUUGAGUAUAUUAUGAACCAGCCUAAUGUUGUUCCAAGAAUUAACUCGAGGAUCUUAAUGUCAGACAGAGAGUACCUAGAUCUGACAGCAAUGAAUAACUUUUAUGUGGAUGACUUUGCUAGAUUCAGCACGUUGGAUUCCAAAGAUAAGACAGCUGCUGUGGCAAACAGCAUGACCUACUUAACAAAGAGAGGAAUGUCUUCCAAGGAGAUCUAUGGUAAAUCAUGCUUUGGCUUUCCAUUUGUUGUUGUUCUGGGAAUUUCUUGGUUCCCAAAGUUACAAUUCCCUUGUAACUUUGGCCUUAGAACCAGCAGGUUCUAAAUGCAUGUUUGCUUUGUCACUCCUUGUUUUUCUACACAACUAGUUUUGUGAACUAACAGCUUCAGUAUAUAGAAGCAGGA